Molecule: messenger RNA, 2498 nt
Organism: Chara braunii
Lineage: Eukaryota; Viridiplantae; Streptophyta; Charophyceae; Charales; Characeae
Source: the annotation of a GenBank genome assembly
CGGAGGACUUCCAAUGGUUGCCUCUUCCCCCAUCUGGUUCCUUGCCGAAGCCGCAUUGCAACACCCUAAUGGCGGAGCUACGCAACUACUUGCACGCUGCAGUACCAGCUCCGUUGAUGGAAGACGGAGUAGCGGUUGUUGACCUUCGUGAGUACAUUGCGAAGAUUGAGCGCGAAUACGCCACGCAACGGUACGACGACACCGAUGCACCGUUACUCUAUGUCCGCAUUCAGAUUGGAAAGGCGACCUGCAGCGCCUUCAUUGAUUGUGGAGCUACUCGCAACUACAUCAGCCAGGAUUUCAUGACCCGCGCCGGCCUGGGGCCGCGCGUUCGAAGGAAAUCGCAGCCCACGCAAGUCACAUUGGCCGUCGGUCGUACACACAAGUCCAUUGACCAGUGCAUUGGCUCCAUCCCUGUGUACUUCGCCCCGCUUGCACGCGAGGCCGUGUCCUUUGACGUAUUGGACACAAGGUUCGACAUGAUUUUGGGCAUGUCAUGGCUCCGCAGCGAGGACCACCCGGUGAACUUCUACCGCCGCACUGUUCACGGCGACGUCUUUGAAGCCCCCGCCGGAAUCGUACCAAAUCGACCAAUUCGUCACGAGAUCAUCCUCGAAGACGGGGCCGUACCUCCGCGCGGAUGUAUUUACCGCAUGAGCGAGGAGGAACUUGAAGUGCUUCGAACGCAACUCGAUGACCUUAUUGAAAAGGGUUGGAUUCGCCCUAGCUGCUCGCCCUACGGUGCACCUGUUCUCUUCGUUCGGAAGAAGAACAAGGAGCUGCGCUUAUGCAUUGACUAUCGCAAGCUUAAUGCUCAAACCAUUAAGAAUGCCGGCCCGCUUCCACACAUCGACGAUCUUCGCGAACUCUCAGGCGGCGCCAAGUAUUUCUCCAAGUUGGACCUCAGAUCCGGUUACCACCAGCUCGAGAUCCAUCCAAGAGAUAGGUACAAAACCGCGUUGAAGACACGGUACGGGCACUUCGAGUGGAUCGUAAUGCCAUUCGGCCUCAUGAAUGGCCCGACCACCUUCCAAGCGGCGAUGACAACGGAGUUUCGCGACAUAUUGGACCGGUUCAUGCUCAUCUACCUCGAUGACAUGUUGGUGUAUAGCCGAACUUUGGACGAGCACAUCGUGCAUCUACGUUCUGUUUUGGACAGGCUACGUACGGCCAAGUACAAGGCCAACCGAGCCAAGUGCAAAUUCGCACAGCAAGAGCUUGAGUACUUGGGCCUCUUUGUGACGCCGCAAGGCAUCAGUUCGCUUACGGACAAGAUCAAGGCCAUUCAGGAUUGGGCGGAACCGACCAACACCACGGAGGUUCGCUCUUUUAUGGGAUUGGUCGGGUACUACCAACUCUUCAUCGGAGGAUACGCAAGGAUCGCCGCACCUUUGUCCAGAUUGCAGUCUCCACAGGUGCCCUUCCAGUUCACCGACGAAGUCCGCAGUUCGUUCCACAAAUUGAAGAUGGCGCUGCUCCUCACCCUCGUCUUGAGUAUCUACGAUCCCACCUUGCCUACGAGAGUGACUACGGACGCUUCCGGCUACGGCAUGGGUGCAGUUUUGGAACAACACGACGGAGUAGAUUGGCAUCCGGUUGAAUACUUCAGCCAAAAGGUGCCUCCCAUCAACUCGGUUGAUGACGCGCGAAAGGAGUUGCUCGCGUUCGUCACGGUACUCAAGCGUUGGCGACACUUCCUCCUCGGGCGUCGUAGGUUCACUUGGGUGACCGAUAAUAACCCAUUGACCUACUACAAGACGCAAGACACGGUGAGCAGCACGAUUGCUCGGUGGAUGUACUUCAUCGAUCAGUUCGACUUCACACCGAAACAUAUCCCGGGCCUCUCCAACCGAGCCGCGGAUGCUCUCUCGCGAAGAUCAGAUCUUUGCGCAGUGACUCACCACGCGUUCAAUUUCGACAAAGCCCUUCAUCAGCAUUUUGUGCCAGCAUACAGAUGCGCAACUGUUGACUACCAUCGCCAUAUAAAGACUGAAAGUUGCCUCGGAUACAGCUAUAAUGGCCAGGUGUUCUAUUGGGGUGACGACGGUAGUUAACAGUUAUGCCACUUCUCGACCGGUUCAAGGUCAAGAAACCUUGCAAACUUGACUACCAUCACUGUAUAUAGACUGAAAGUUGCCUCAAAUACAGCUAUAACGACCAGGCGUUCUACUCGGGCGAAGACAGUAGUAAUCAGUUGUGCCACUUCUCAACCAGUUCAGGGUCAAGAAACGUAGCAAACUUCAGAAAAAGUGUCAAGUCUCUCAAGCGAAUGGGCUAGGCGGCCCUGGUCAAAGCAGAACCCUAUGCAAUUAGCCCAAUACUCUGUCAAUUCCCCGAGCCUUCUUUACUCCCUCCUUGCCCCCUCAUUUUCUCCUCCUCCUUCAGAAAGAGUCGCCAGGACCGACAACGACAGACAGACCAAAAAAGAAAAAAAAAGAAAUACAGGCAGACAAAUGAUGUGGAUAGGGAAAAGGAGAGAAUCAAGGGUUGCGACAUAC